This is a messenger RNA of Alternaria rosae, 1130 nucleotides long. RefSeq lists its product as uncharacterized. Gene Ontology annotation, biological process: proteasome-mediated ubiquitin-dependent protein catabolic process. The coding region runs from base 107 to 1003 and encodes 298 amino acids. The record is from RefSeq and is a predicted model, not a curated record. Gene Ontology annotation, cellular component: proteasome regulatory particle, base subcomplex; cytosol; nucleus. Gene Ontology annotation, molecular function: polyubiquitin modification-dependent protein binding. NCBI's taxonomy places the organism in Eukaryota, Fungi, Ascomycota, Dothideomycetes, Pleosporales, Pleosporaceae. The transcript has 3 exons.
CUCCGUCCUCCGCUGCGGCGACCUGAGCUCAGCAUCAUAAGGUCACCGUCGAUCCAACCAACUACCCAAACAAUCACCUCAACCCCACACACAUCCGGCCUUCAAGAUGGUGUUAGAAGCUUCUAUGAUAGUCGUUGACAACAGCGAAGCUAGUCGAAAUGGCGAUUAUGUACCCUCGCGAUGGGAAGCACAACAGGACGCCGUGAACAUGAUCUUCUCCGCAAAGACUGGUGCAAACCCAGAGUCAUCCGUCGGUCUCAUGAGCAUGGGAGGCAACACCCCAGAGAUCCUCACGACCCUGACAACGGACAUUGGCAAGGUGUUGGACGGUCUGCACCGGACAAAGAUAAAGGGCAGCUCACACUUCGUGACUGGCAUCAAUGUCGCGGCUUUGGCUCUCAAGCACAGACAGAACAAGUCGCAGAAGCAGCGGAUAGUCAUGUUCAACUGCAGCCCCAUCGAGGAGGACGAGAAGAACCUGGUGAAGCUGGCAAAGAAGAUGAAGAAGAGUGGUAUCAGCAUCGACAUCAUCGCAUUCGGCGAGCUCAGCGACGACACCACGCGGAAACUCCAGGCCUUUAGCGACAACGUACAAAGCGCUGAAGGCUCCUACCUUGCCACCAUUCCACCCAGCGCGAACCUGCUCAGCGACUCGUUGAUCACAACACCUAUAGUUGGCGGAGAGGGUGCAUCCAAUGCUGGUGGAGACAGCGGUUCUGGAGGCGGAGGCGGCGGUGCUUCCGGCGGCAACGACUUCGAGUUCGGCGUAGAUCCGUCGGUCGACCCCGAGCUCGCAUUGGCGCUGAGGAUGUCUUUCGAGGAAGAGAAGGCACGGCAGGAAAAGGACAAGAAGACGAAGGAGGCGGCCGAGGGCAAGUCGGAGCUCGAGCCGGUGGCUGAGGGCGACGAGAAACAGCCGCUGCUGGACAGCUCAGGUCAGCCUGGUGGAAGCGGCAGCAAGGACAAGAAGGACGACGACCCAGACAAGAUGGACACGGCAUAAGCGGACAUAGCGCAGCUAGGAAGAGGAACGUCUUGAUGCUUCAAGAGGGAGCAGGAGUAUUCACGGCGUCUACUGUAUGACUAGAGCUGGUGUCUACCGCACGGCACGCAUGAAAUGAAGCAAAUAA